AUGAAGAGUUUAUUCGUUUGUUUGCUGCUGGCCCUGGCUGGUCAGUCUCUAGCUCAAAGCGAGAAUGAUUUUUUGGAGUACCUGAUGGAUAUACAGAGCCAAGCAGAAGCUGUUCAUGAGAUGAUGGAGGAGACGUUCGAUAACAUUCGUUUCUCGAUGAGUGACCAGCUGGUCGAGCUGAACCGUCAGCUGAUUUCCCGCAUGAACGAAGCUCUGGAGGAGGUCGAACAGAUCCGCGAGGAUACGGAAGCGUUCGUUGGAGACUCAUCGGCCCCUGCUACCUGUGUUAAUGUUGCCGUAGCUAACUGGGAAAUCGAGAUCGAUUGGGUCGGACAGGCAUUGUCGCGAUGCGCCAGUCAGGCCAACAUUCAGAUCACCUCGCGUACUGCCGAUGUCCAUGCUGCUCUGGAAGCCGCUCAGGUUGCGUCGACGGAACUGCAAAACAUCGUUGUCCGCGGAUUCAUUGACUGGAAUGCGAUUGAUAGCAACGAACAACUCUCAGUUAUUGUUGGAGAUCAGAUUGAGUACCGGGAGGACUAUUUCAACAGAAUCACCCGGCCCAAUCUUGAGCGCGUUCUGGAAGGAAUUGACGAUCUGGAUGACAAUCUGUUGCCUGAGAUCGUGACCUGCGUCAAUCGCGGCGUUGAGCGAUUCAGCAACUACGGACAGGUUAUCCGUGAUACGCUGUUCUUCUGCGCGCAAUAA
Molecule: messenger RNA, 705 nt
Organism: Anopheles marshallii
Lineage: Eukaryota; Metazoa; Arthropoda; Insecta; Diptera; Culicidae
Exons: 2
Coding region: 1-705 (234 amino acids)
Source: RefSeq, a predicted model, not a curated record